Lotus japonicus is the source of this 523-nucleotide messenger RNA. Its product is annotated as serine carboxypeptidase-like 29. The transcript is spliced from 3 exons. Gene Ontology annotation, biological process: proteolysis. The coding region runs from base 52 to 357 and encodes 101 amino acids. NCBI's taxonomy places the organism in Eukaryota, Viridiplantae, Streptophyta, Magnoliopsida, Fabales, Fabaceae. Gene Ontology annotation, molecular function: serine-type carboxypeptidase activity. The record is from RefSeq and is a predicted model, not a curated record.
UCAGAUGAAACAUACAAGCUUUUGAACCUGCUAUGUGAUUCUUAGUCACUCAUGCACCCAUCACACUCAUGUGAAAAUAUUACUGAAAUUGCUCAUAAAGAACUUGGCAAUAUAGAUCCAUACAUCAUCUUUACUCCUGCUUGCCAUGCUAAUGUUAGCCAGUCAAGUCAGCCAGUGAAAAGAAAGCAUAGAUUUGGUAGACUCGGUGCUGGGUAUGAUCCUUGCACAGCGGAGCACUCCACUAUUACUAUAUACUUCAAUCUACCUGAGGUCCAAAGGAUUCUUCAUGUUAGUCCAAAUCAUAAGCCUGCUAAAUGGAAGGCCUGCAGGAGGAAUAUUCUAAUGCUUUGGAAGUGAUUUAUCCAUUAAUAUGGGCUAUAUGGAAGCGAGGCUGUAGGAAGGUGUUUCAGAACAAACACUGGAGGUGGCUCGGUCCAAUAUUUUUAGGCCGAAUAGAUUUGAUUUUAUAUGGAGGGAUUAUCAUGGUGAAGUACCUUGCUGCAAUUCCUUAUUCAACGCAAAU